AUGACGGCUUAUACUGUCCCGUACGCAGAUCUCUUUAUUAAGGAGGAAGGUCGCUUCUUCGGUGAUUCUCCAGACCACAUAACAGCAUAUAACGACAUAGACGCAGAAGAGUGUGCCCGUCGCUGUCUGCAAGGCUACGACAGCUAUGAUGGCGUCAAUCCGACCUGUCUGUCCUUCAACCAUCGCCCUGCCGGAUCGCCAGAGGGCGGCAGUGCACGGUGUUGGCUCAGUAGUUCUGACAAGGACACGGUGGCAUCUCCUGGUCCUGAGUGGGACAGUUGGCCGUACCGAAAUUACUACCAGAGGAAACACAUCAUUUCGCCCCAAGAUUGUACUGACGUGUUCGCACUCGGGAUUCAGUACAGUCAUGUUUACACCAUCGGCCACCCGCAACCAUUCCAAGCCUACUGUGACAUGGACACUGAUGGCGGUGGGUGGACGGUCAUACAGCGGCGUCAGGACGGGUCCGUGCCGUUUGACAGGACUUGGACUGAGUACGAGCAGGGAUUUGGUAAUGUCAGUGGAGAAUACUGGCUGGGAUUGGGGAACAUCCACAGUCUGACAACACAGAAACAAAACGAACUGUACGUGUACUUGGAAGACUGGGAAAUGAACAGCCGAUUUGCGCGGUACAGCACGUUUUCUGUGGGAGAUGCCAGCAGCAAGUACACGGCAACGAUUGACGGGUACAGCGGGGAUGCAACUGAUAGUUUGGACCCGUCCAAUACACGUUCCAGCAUCAACAACAGACAGUUUUCUACAACAGACCAGGAUAAUGCCGGUGCCUCUGUCAACUGUGCUGUUACAUUCGGACAAGGAGGCUGGUGGUACACUAUAAAUUGUGGUUACGCCUUGUUGAACGGACAGUAUCUGACAGGUUGCUCAGUACCUUCAGCUUCCUGUCCGCACGCAGAUGGAAUCGUCUGGUACACUUGGUUGGGCUACAGUUAUUCAAUGAAGAAAACAGUCAUGAUGAUCAGACCAGCUGAUUUUCCUGUGUGCUCACUUGGAGAGUUUGGGCCGAACUGUACCGGCACUUGCCACUGUGCUCGCGGAGAUUCCGUGUGCGACAUCCGGACUGGAGUCUGCUCUAGUGGAGGGUGUGAAGCGGGAUGGAAUGGGGACAACUGUCAGACAGCGUGCUCACCUGGAGAGUUUGGACACAACUGUUCCGACACCUGUCACUGUGCCAGCGGAGAUUCCGUGUGUGACAUCCGGACUGGAGUCUGCUCUAGUGGAGGGUGUGAAGCCGGAUGGAAAGGGGUCAACUGCCAGACAGUGUGUUCACCGGGUGAGUUCGGGCCCAACUGUAGCGGCACCUGUCGCUGUGCGAGCGGAGAUUCCGUGUGUGACAUCCGGACUGGAGUCUGCUCUAGUGGAGGGUGUGAAGCCGGAUGGAAAGGGGUCAACUGCCAGACAGUGUGUUCACCGGGUGAGUUCGGGCCCAACUGUAGCGGCACCUGUCGCUGUGCGAGCGGAGAUUCCGUGUGUGACAUCCGGACUGGAGUCUGCUCUAGUGGAGGGUGUGAAGCCGGAUGGAAGGGACGCAAUUGCCAGACUGCGUGCUGGUCUGGAGAGUUUGGGCCCAAUUGUACGGGCAAUUGUCACUGUGCGAGCGGAGAUUCCGUGUGUGACAUUCGGACUGGAGUCUGCUCUAGUGGAGGGUGUGAGGCCGGAUGGAAGGGGGACAACUGUCAGACAGUAUGUUCGCCUGGUGAGUUUGGGCCCAACUGUACCAAUACCUGUAACUGUGCUCGCGGAGAUUCCGUGUGUGACAUCCGGACUGGAGUCUGCUCUAGUGGAGGGUGUGAGGCUGGAUGGAAGGGGGACAACUGUCAGACAGUAUGUUCGCCUGGUGAGUUUGGGCCCAACUGUACCAAUACCUGUAACUGUGCUCGCGGAGAUUCCGUGUGUGACAUCCGGACUGGUGUCUGCUCUAGUGGAGGGUGUGAGGCUGGAUGGAAGGGGAACAACUGUCAGACAGAUUGUGAUGACGGUUAUUACGGCCAAAACUGCGCCAAACGCUGCGGAGUCUGUGUAACAGGGACAACCUGUGAGAAAGCCGACGGCAGAUGUUCUGGAUGCGAGGACCCUUGGGUUGGAGACACCUGUAAAAUGGUACCCGCAACAACAUUAGACCAUCCGGAUAGCUUCACGGUGGCUAUUCAUGAUAAAGCAACCUUCAGCUGCACCGGUCGUGGUGUUCCCGCCCCUACUGUUGUCUGGCAUCACGAUGGCGAAGUCAUCACACCGGGAGACCAAGUCAGUGUAGAAACUACAUAUGGAGGUCUAGUGGGAGAACAACACGUGACCAACAGUACCUUAACCAUUACGUCAGCACGUCCACACGAUAGCGGACAGUACGUCUGUAUGAUGUCUAACACAGCAGGGGUCGGCACGUCACAGGAAGCUGCACUUGUAGUGCAAGUUAAUCCUGUGGUCAGCAUACGCCCCUCAGAGGUACAAAAUCUGGUAGUUGGAGAAGUCAUUUCCAUCACAUGUAACACAAAAAGACGUUCCAGUGAUUAUACCUACCAGUGGACAGUCGAUGGAGCAGUUGUACCAAACCAGAGAGGCGCUGUAUUCAGAUAUAAAGCUGUAAGUGGUGUUCAUAAGGUCAGGUGCAAAGUGACAAGUCCAAGUGGUGAGGCAGAGUCUGAAGACAGCACCAUCAGCGUGCUUCCAAAAGGAACCGUGACAUUUGUUUCCAGCAUGAGGAUAACUGGUAGAAACUUCACCCCUGAAAUGGAAAAUCCUGAGUCAGCUGCGUUCCAGAGCAUAAGCACCGAGAUCAAGGAUUGGUAUCAGCAAGCUUUGGGAGGUAUCCAAGGCAACAUAUACAUCAGAGUAAAGGACGCAAAACCAGGAAGUAUCAUCACAAAUCAGAACGUAAAUGUGCAGGAUGCUGAGCUUCAGGACCAGGACCUGUUUGACAGUAUCUCCAAUGCCCUGCAAACAGCUGCACGGACUCCAAGCUCUCUCGGGCUGGACCCAACAAGCCUUACAUUUCUGACAACGACGUGUUACGGCGAAACAGUGACCGUGACCGACCCCUCCUCCAACCGUGUAAACCUGACGUUUCCAGACUCUGCCGGUGACACCCAUGUGUACUCAGAAGAAAAGUGUGCAAACAACACAGAAAGUGCUGGUGUUCCGUUGGCAGUCCGCAGAUGUAAGGGAGCUUUUCAGACUGGAGUCACGUGGGCCAGGCCGGAACUGUUGGAUUGUGGGCGGGAUUUGUCCAAACUGGCAGAGGUCCCUGUAACUCCAGAUAAUGUAGCAGAAGUUGCUGCAGACUUACAGAUCCUUACGUCUGUUGGGAGUUCCCUUAUGGCGGAAAACAUCGCAGAUGCCUCCACUGUCCUGGACAAUCUCGUAAACACCACUGGAGACGAGAAUGUUGGCUAUUCCGUCGUCGUGUCUGUUGAUCAGAUCAUGAACACUGAUGAUGACGUUCUCCAACAGAGUCAAGUUAAUGAUCAGUCUCUCUCUAGAAUUGUACGGGCGAUUGAGCAGUUUAAUGAUCGCGUAAAUCUGACAUCAAAUCGUUUCCGUCGCAUUGAGAAAAACAUAGGUGUGGAAACCUACAAGGUUCAGGCGGCAGAAGUGAUUAACAGUGUUGGAUUUGCAUUCCUUGAUGGAAGUGAGGAUCUUGAGGACGGAUUGGUACGAUCCUAUUCUGACUCCUCCUCCAUCCCCAAUGAUCAAGUGGAUGCUUCCAUAGUCUUACCUGCCACUGCCUUCCUGAAGAGAAAUAUAUCCAAUCCCAGUGCCGGGGAAGUUCGUUUGAGUUUCAUUAUCUAUCUGAACAGCCGGUUGUUUCAGUCCAACCAGACCUCACCCGGCACAAAAACCAGGGUCAACAGCAGGGUCAUUGCCAGUAGAGUCACCGGCAUCGAGCUCAAGAAUCUGACCAACCCAGUAGUGACAAGAUACCUUCCUCUCGUCCCAAACAGCACGGAUAACACAGUGAACAACAUGAGGUGUGUUUUCUGGGAUUUCGAAGCAGAAGGAGGAGUUGGUGCCUGGUCGACAGAGGGGUGUGCCUUUGCCGGGAUAGACAACGACAGAGUGGUGUGCGAGUGCAACCAUCUUACCAACUUCGCUGUUUUGAUGGACAUUUAUGGAGGCUUGCACAACUUUUUACUGGAUCUGAUUAGUAAGAUCGGGAUCGUGGUGUCUAUCACAGGCUUGACCUUAACUCUGAUCUCCUACCUGAUAUUCAAGCAGCUUCGUAAGACCAGACCGCAGCACAUCCUCACCAACCUGUGCAUCGCCUUACUGGCGACCCUCAUCCUCUUCCUGACCGGCAUCGACGCUACCCACUCCCCAAUCGGCUGCACCAUCGUGGCGUUUCUGCUGCAUUACUUCCUCCUGGCUGUGUUCAUGUGGAUGGCGGUGGAAGCCUUCAACAUGUAUCUGGCUUUCAUCAAAGUCUUGGGGGCACAUGUUUCCAGAUUUAUCCUCAAGGCAGCCAUAUUUGCGUGGGGUCUUCCUUUGGUCAUUGCCAUCGCUACUUUGGCUGUGGAUGUCCCCGGCACCUAUCCUAAUGGACAGGGAACCUACAGGAGCAAUAGCGUUUGCUGGCUGCAGGGUAACCAGCUGUACUACGGUUUCCUGUUGCCUGCCGGACUGGUACUGGUGUUCAACACCAUUGUGUACAUCAUGGUCAUCAGUAAGCUGUCCUGUGGAGGGAGGACCGACGGGAAAGUUGCUCAUCCCAGGAGUGGUGCGACCAAGCAGAAUCUGCGUAUCGCCAUCGCCAUCAUGGUGCUGGUCGGACUCACCUGGAUCUUUGGAUUCUUCAUGAUCAGUGACGGAAGGAUCGUCUUUUCCUACUUGUUCUGCAUCUUCAACUCCCUGCAAGGAUUCUUCAUCUUCAUCUUCCACUGCCUACGUCAAAAGGAAGUCCGGAACCUGUGGUUGAAGUUUUGUGGAUGUCUCGUGGACGAUUCUCGUGCAACCAAGUAUUCGACAGGAACGUCGUCGUCAAACCCAACUGAUCUGAAUACGGACUACAACUCACGGGGACAGCUGAGAGGCAAUGGGGUACCCAUGAAAACGUAUUCGGAAUAGUCUGUGUUAAAAGUAAUA
Molecule: messenger RNA, 5094 nt
Organism: Branchiostoma belcheri (Belcher's lancelet)
Lineage: Eukaryota; Metazoa; Chordata; Leptocardii; Amphioxiformes; Branchiostomatidae
Exons: 32
Coding region: 1-5076 (1691 amino acids)
Biological process (GO): G protein-coupled receptor signaling pathway; cell surface receptor signaling pathway
Cellular component (GO): membrane
Molecular function (GO): G protein-coupled receptor activity
Source: RefSeq, a predicted model, not a curated record